Molecule: messenger RNA, 4367 nt
Organism: Perognathus longimembris pacificus (Pacific pocket mouse)
Lineage: Eukaryota; Metazoa; Chordata; Mammalia; Rodentia; Heteromyidae
Gene: Mapk14
Product: mitogen-activated protein kinase 14
Exons: 12
Coding region: 404-1486 (360 amino acids)
Biological process (GO): protein phosphorylation; p38MAPK cascade
Cellular component (GO): cytoplasm; nucleus
Molecular function (GO): ATP binding; MAP kinase activity
Source: RefSeq, a predicted model, not a curated record
ACAGCGGGAGGCUCUUGCUCCCUGGCUUGCGGGUUGGCGACCACUGGAGCCCGGGUCGAGUUGCUGUGGCUGGCGGGGCCGGUGUCGCGCGGUGCCCCACCCCGCCAUCGGCGUGGUCCACGAGCUGCUGCUGCAAGGCGGCGGCGCUGGGCGCAGCCUCGAGCCCCGCGAGCGUGCCUCUGCCCUUAGCCAGGCUCACCCUGAUCGCCGGGGAGCGUCCAGCCGCUGCCGCUGACAGGGGCCGCGCGCGGGAGCCGGCGGGGGCGCAGCCACCCCUGCGCGGGCGGGCGGCCGGCGCGGGGCUCCCUCGCCAGCCCGGGCGAGCCACCGGAGCCGGGCUGUGGUGCGGGUGCAGGCCGGGGCUCCGCGGGCCCCCUCCUCGCCCCGUGGCCGCCGCUGGAAGAUGUCUCAGGAGAGGCCCACGUUCUAUCGGCAGGAGCUGAACAAGACCAUCUGGGAGGUGCCCGAGCGGUACCAGAACCUGUCCCCGGUGGGCUCGGGCGCCUACGGCUCCGUGUGUGCGGCUUUUGACACAAAAACUGGGUUGCGUGUGGCUGUGAAGAAGCUGUCCAGGCCGUUUCAGUCCAUCAUCCAUGCCAAGAGGACCUACAGAGAGCUGCGCUUACUCAAGCACAUGAAGCAUGAGAACGUGAUUGGUCUUUUGGAUGUCUUCACGCCUGCAAGGUCUCUGGAGGAAUUCAAUGACGUGUAUCUGGUGACCCACCUCAUGGGGGCUGAUCUGAACAACAUUGUAAAAUGUCAGAAACUUACUGAUGACCAUGUUCAGUUCCUCAUCUACCAGAUUCUCCGAGGUCUAAAGUAUAUACAUUCAGCUGACAUAAUUCACAGGGACCUAAAACCCAGUAAUCUUGCUGUGAAUGAGGACUGCGAGCUAAAGAUUCUAGAUUUUGGACUGGCUCGGCAUACUGAUGAUGAAAUGACAGGUUACGUCGCCACCAGGUGGUACAGGGCUCCGGAGAUCAUGCUGAACUGGAUGCAUUACAACCAGACAGUGGAUAUUUGGUCAGUGGGAUGCAUAAUGGCUGAGCUGUUGACUGGAAGAACGUUGUUUCCUGGUACAGACCAUAUUAACCAGCUUCAGCAGAUUAUGCGUCUGACCGGGACGCCCCCUGCUUACCUCAUUAACAGGAUGCCAAGCCAUGAGGCAAGAAACUAUAUUCAGUCUUUGACCCAGAUGCCUAAGAUGAACUUUGCAAAUGUAUUUAUUGGUGCCAAUCCCCUGGCUGUCGACUUGCUGGAGAAGAUGCUCGUAUUGGACUCAGAUAAGCGGAUUACAGCAGCCCAAGCCCUGGCACACGCCUACUUUGCGCAGUACCAUGAUCCAGAUGAUGAGCCGGUGGCCGAUCCCUAUGACCAGUCAUUUGAAAGCAGGGACCUCCUCAUUGAUGAAUGGAAAAGCCUGACGUAUGAUGAAGUCGUCAGCUUUGUGCCACCGCCCCUUGACCAAGAAGAGAUGGAGUCCUGAGGACCUGGUUUCUGUUCUGUUGCUCCCACUUCACUGUGAGGGGAAGGCCUUUUCAUGGGAACUCUCCAAAUAUCAUUCAAGUGCCUCUUGUUGAAAGAUUUCCUCCAAGGUGGAUGGGGAGUGUGUGUGCGCAUAGAGUGUGAGUAUGUGUGUGUGUGAGAGAGAGAGUGGAUGGGGGUGUGUGCAUUUGUCUUUGUGGAAGGUGAAGAGUAGAAUGUGAGCUAGCUCCGAUCACAGUGACUUUCUGUGAAGUUGUGCCGUCGUGUCCUGCCUGCUCUUUUCCCCAUCUGAGUACUAACCAGGCUCAGUCCUGCUUGGCUUCCCAGCUCAGACGAGAUCGGGUGCAUUCAGGGUGGUAUGGCCGUAGAUUCUGCCUACCUACUCUUUCUGAAAGUUGGCUCAGGCAGACAAGAGCUGCCAUCUUGUUAGGAUAUGGAAAAUGCAAAGUGAAAGUUUUUACAAAUGCCUGGACCUAGUCAUGCUUUUUGCUUCUUUGGUUUCUCCUGUGGCCCCACCUUGGUCAAGUUCAUGGGGUGAACUUGACCACACGCCAUAGCAGCACACGGAGGAGGAACCCACCUCACUGCUUCAGGUCCAAGGCCUGCCUCAGUGAUGCCUACAGCCGGAAAGGACCAACUGCCUUCUGUGCUCCAGCCUGUGAUUAACUUGCUUAGUAUGGGUCUCAGAACUUGACACCUUGUGUUUGAAACUAUAAAUAUGUUUGUGCCUUAAAAAGGAGAGAAGGACAUGUAGAUAAUUAAAAAAGACUACAGCUGCUGAAGUUCUGAGCCAAGCAAGUAGACAAGAGCUGUGGGGUGGCCACCGUGAGCCGGAAGAAACCAAGUGUGCAUGUGUGCGCAUGCGUAUAUUUGCAUUUCCUCUCCUACAUCCCCAGGGGAUGUCACUUGCUUCUCACCUGCAAGACAGAGCUCUCCUAAGAACUGACCCCAGUAGCCAGGCACAGGUUCCUGCUGCUGUCUGUGUGCUUCCUGUAUGCUCCUUUCUAGCCCAGUGAGGAUGUGUUUGCACACCUUGAUGUUUGAGCAUGUGCUGCUGCUCGUCCUAUUCUCCUCCGGAGGCCCCGGGCCAGUCUGCCUAUGAAGACCUCCUGGGUGAUUCUGAUCUCACAUCUCCCCAGCUGAUGCUGCGGGCAAGUGACUUCCUCCUCUCUACAGCCCCUGCGCUCUUCUGCAUUGAAUACAGUUGAUACUCCAGGUGCUCUUGCUGGGGAAACCCGGAAAAGAUGGAACAGGUGGAUGGAUAGCAUUUUUAUUCUCACCAUCUGAUUUUCGAUGAAUUGUUUUUGGAGAGCUGUGUUGGGGAAGACCAGGGCUUUCCCCAGGAACAAAACAAGUCGUUCACUCCCAACUAUCAAUACGAAGAACUAUUCUGAAUCAAAGUGAAAAAUGAAAAGCUCACGAGCCCAGAAACUCCUUUUGCUAUCUUUCUCUAAAUAUGAUUAUUUCAAAAAAAGAAAGAAAAGAAAACUAGUCAACAAGGUGUCUUUUCUACCCCUCCAUGAAAAAAGGUCUUUUUGGCAGCUUAACAUUGAUUGAUUUUGUGGUCUUGGUUUAGGGAGUAAUACAUUUUGUUUUAGAAUUUUGUACAUUGCAGGAAUCCUUUGAGAAUGUGAUUCCUUUUGAUGGGGAGAAAGGGCAGAUUAUUUUAAUAUUUUAUAUUUUCGCCUUUAUAGAUGAAAUAUCCUCAGGGGUAGAGAAGUGUUGCUGUUGUAAUUUUCUGAAUUUCAGGCAUUCUGUGCUAUACAAGGACCCAUCUAUAUUUAAGCCUCUGUGUACUAAGGAAGUGUAACGCCAAUUUCAGUGUUGGCAAAUCUUGUAUUUAAGCCAAGGUUGUAUCCAGUCUCAGUUUUAGUGGGGUGAUGUGUGGCCUCCAGAGGGCUAGGUGGGGCCCCUGAAUCCACUGGAGCCAGAAGGAAGGCGGUGCAGACAGGCACCAGUGGCCUCCCACCCGGGAUUCUGUGCACUUGAAGGAAAGUGAGCAGAAGAGCCUCACCUCUGAAAUCCUCACCAUCAACAGCAAGAUGAACUUCAUCAGCCAUGUUUGGUUGUAAAUGCUAGUGUGAUUUCAUACAGAAAUACUGCUCUGAAUAUUGUGUGUAUAUAUACAUAUAUACACACGUGUGUGUAUAUAUGUAUAUAUAUGCGUAUAUAUACAUAUAUAUAAGGUCUUUGCACAUGUGACCACAUUUGUGUUAGGAGGCUUUGUGCUUGAGGAACCUGAACUCAAAGCUGGGAGAGUUCCGUGGGUUCUGAGCAUAAUCCUCCCAGUUUCUCUCAGCUGAAUUCUGACAAGGGAGAGGAGGAGGGAAACUGGUAUUUUAUUUGUUUUGUAUUCAUGAACUUGGCUGUAAUCAGGUAUGCCAUAUAGGAUGUCAGACAAUACCACUGGUUAAAAAUAAAGCCUAUUUUUCAAAUUCAGUGAAUUUCUCAAAUUAAUUAUGUGUUUCUCUUGAUUGUUUUGAUUUAAUGCCCAACAUGGCAUUGUAUCAAUGUUCUUUCAACUGUGGCCCGGCAUGAGAUUCUUACAGAUCUUACUCCAAACAUUUAGAAAACAUUUACUUGUGUAUUUAUGGUGAAGAGAACCUGGGUCUGGAAAGUGAACAGCAAAUAAAUAAACAAGGUAUUAGAAGCAGGGUUUGUAUUACUGCAGUGAGUCCAUGUGAUGGGGCGGGGCUCAGCCAACGGCCCCUGCAGCCCAAGCCCCUCCCCCAUUGCUUGGUUUUGUGCAGAACCUGCUAAGAAUGGUUUUUCCAUUUUUCAAAGGUUGAGAACUAUCAACAGAGGAAAAUAUUUUUGUAGCAUGUGAAAAGUCAUGUCAAAUUCAAAUCUUGAUGUCCAUCAAUAAAGUUUUAUGAGAAUAU